AUGGCUUCCAAGAAUUUGCUUGUCGUCCUUGCCAUUGUGGCUGUUGCUCUUCCCUCCGUCGCCAUGGCAGCUGAAAUUUGGGUCGGAGGUGAUAAGGGUUGGACCAUCGAUUUUGAUUAUCAAACUUGGGCCAAGGAAAAAGUAUUCAAUGUUGGAGACACCCUAGUUUUCAACUACACCCAAGGGCACCAUAAUGUGAUCAAAGCGACUAAAACUGCAUUCGAUACAAGUCAUUGUGCUGACCAAAAACAGAAGCUGGCCAUCACUGUCGAGGUAGGAGCUCCGGUACCGGCAGCUGAACCACCAACCAGUUCAGUCUCCGGGAUCGUGGCGUCGGGAUAUCAAGUUCUCAUGGCUGCAGUGGUUGCUCUUGGAGUGGUCGCCAUUGUUUGA
Messenger RNA from Ilex paraguariensis (yerba mate), 393 nucleotides. The record is from the annotation of a GenBank genome assembly. Lineage: Eukaryota; Viridiplantae; Streptophyta; Magnoliopsida; Aquifoliales; Aquifoliaceae.